AUGUCUACAAGGACCCUGCCGCUGCUCUUUAUUAAUCUCGGCGGCGAAAUGCUGUACAUCCUGGACCAGCGGCUUCGAGCUCAGAAUAUACCCGCUGACAAAGCUAAGAAAGUUAUGAAUGACAUCAUCACCACCAUGUUCAACAAAAAGUUCCUGGAGGAGCUUUUCAAGCCGCAGGAGCUUUACUCCAAAAAGGCCCUGCGGACUGUGUUUGACAGGCUGGCUCAUGCUUCCAUAAUGAGACUCAAUCAGGCUAGUAUGGACAAGCUCUAUGACUUGAUGACCAUGGCUUUCAAAUACCAAGUGCUUCUGUGUUCCCGCCCUAAAGACAUCCUGCUGGUCUCCUUCAACCACAUGGAUGCAAUCAAAGACUUUGUGAAAGAUACAGCGGGCAUUCUCAGUCAGGUUGAUGAAACUUACCUACAGCUCAUAGAGAUGUAUACACCCAUGUCUAAUGGUGAAUUCCAACUGAUCCGACAAACGCUUCUCAUCUUCUUUCAAGACAUGCAUAUAAGGGUGUCUAUUUUCCUAAAAGAUAAAGUUCAGAACUCAAAUGGCCGGUUUGUGCUUCCCACCAGUGGUCCUGUGCCUCCUGGAACGCAGGUUCCUGGCUUAAUACGGAUUUUUAGCUGUACUGGCGAGGAGCUAACCAGGCUGCAGUUCAGCAAUGGAGGAAACUACACUUCGGCACUUCGAGAAGGAUCCUUUGAGAUUUUUGGAGAUCGGGUUACCAAACUUGGCACAAACAUGUACAGCAUUAGCCGCCCUGUUGAGACACACAUGUCUGGCACGUCUAAAAAUUCUGCUCAGCACACAAAGGUCAGCGCUGCUCCGAACCCCCUGGCCAAAGAGGAACUAAAUCUGUUGGCCAGGUUAAUGGGAGGCCUAGAAGUUGAGAAAACGGGAAACACAGAAUGUGGCUUUCGGGUAAAUCUCUUUGCCACAGAUGAAGAAGAAGAAGAAGCAUUUAUAUCCAGACCUGACGAGCUUUCGUAUGGAAUCAUAAACAUCCAAGCAACAAAGGACCAGCAGACCAAUGCAGAGUUGGCCAAGAUCAUGGGAGAAUUCACAGAGUCUGAAGAUCAAUCUCCCAGCUCCAGCAGCAAAGGAGAAGACCUUUUAUCUAUGAUGGACGGUCUGUGACCUGGUCGCCGUGACAGAAUGGCCCAAGAGGUUGUACACGGUGCGUCAUUAAAAGUCUACACUACAGAGGAUCAGUCUGUACCUGCAAAUACCUCGCAGCAGGCUCCCACACAGCCGUAAGACUUUAAUCUUGUGGGUUUUUAAGAUGCUAAUGAUGACAGAUGGCAAUAUACGGCUGCAUUUUUAUUAAAAAACAACAACAAUUGUGUUCAGA
Molecule: messenger RNA, 1357 nt
Organism: Nematolebias whitei (Rio pearlfish)
Lineage: Eukaryota; Metazoa; Chordata; Actinopteri; Cyprinodontiformes; Rivulidae
Gene: oscp1b
Product: organic solute carrier partner 1b
Exons: 10
Coding region: 1-1143 (380 amino acids)
Biological process (GO): transport
Cellular component (GO): cytoplasm; plasma membrane
Source: RefSeq, a predicted model, not a curated record